CCAAACGCAUUGUCAAAGUGGAAAUGUCAAAAUGACCGUGUCAAUUCCCAUUUCAAAUUAUGCAGAACACUACUUCAAUCUCGAAAGCCAAACGAUCCAUCUACUCGAAUUUCAUCUACCCCACCGACAACAAUGACAGGAGGAUUAUCAACAAGACUGGAGACUUCAAAUCCUCUUCGGCGGGAUGUUUCUUGGACCGUACGCCGACAUUCGCGAAACAGCUGAAUGAGAAACUCGAAGCAUUGAAGAGAUUGCAAGAUUCUAGCACGCAGACCAGCAAGACCAUACUCCAACUGGCCAAGAUAGAAUCCGAGUGCAUGUCGCCGGAUAGUCUGAACCAAAGCCCGAAGAAUAAAACAACGAUCCUGAGGAACACGGACACGCAGACUAGCCUGGAGGCUAUGGAAUCUUCUGAGGGUUACGUGAGUUGCGAUAACGACAAAGUCUUCGAGUUGGUCGAGGGUAGAUCCUCUCAGCCGCCGCCAAAUUCAGCCAAUACAGAUGCGGAUGCUGUUCAGGCGGAGAACGAAGAAGUUCAGGUCACCAACACCAUCUACUUCGACGCUGGUACUGACACUCCGCCAGAUCUCAACCACCACCAAGCGACAACCUUAAUUCAGAGUAUGAGGGAGAGGUGCAGCACCCCAUUCGUGGAAACCUACCAUCCAAACUUCGUGCAAGAGGCCGACAAAAGUUGCUCCGUCACACCCUCCAACUUAUCUGAUCGGAUGGAAACCAACGGUAGGAUCACUAACUCAUCUUCGGUUUCUAGUACUCCGAGAUCUUCGACAAAAGGCAAGGUUACGUACAUGGCUCCCACAAUCUCCAGCGAAAAUAAAAAUGCACAGAACGUGAUAAGACAGCUUAAUCAGCUCUUCACCACGUCCAAGCGUGGCCGUUCUGCAAGCCCUAAAUGCAAGGCUAACAAUAAAGAAGUCAGAAAUAUACCUUAUGUCGAGCGCAGCCUCAGUACCGCUAGUUACGAUGCUUUCAAGGCUCAGAAAAAGUCUUUAUCCUCUUCGAAAUCCACCCCGUAUCAGAUGGAAGCUAGCGCCAAUUGUUCCUCAAUGGAUUUCUUCUUCAACAAGGAAACUAUCAGACGAGAAUCCGAAGAAAACUCCAGUGUUUAUAACGAAAAUAUUAUGAGCUCUCCGUUGGCGAAGAUAAAGGAUCAGGAUUGGAACAAAUGCAUACAGGGUCUCGCCGAGAUAAUUGACUGCUGCAGAAUGGUGGACGUUGAACUGAUCUUUCCCCAUAUGACCACCAUCAACCAGAAACUUAUUGAGCUCCUUCGGAGUCCUCGUUCGCACGUUUGUAGGACUGCUUGUCAAGCUGCUGGUCAUCUAUUCGAGUUUGUCAGGGAUACCAGAAGACCAGAAUUCGACGAAGUGGUCGAUCUGCUGCUGUUCAAAACAGCCGACGCGAACAAGUUCAUACGUCAAGAUGCCAAUCUGGCCUUGGACUGCAUGGUCACGCACAUCCCCACCGCACACGCUAUAAGGGCGUUAUGUUCAAAAGGACCUACCCACAAAAACUACCUCGUGCGUACCGCUACCGUUCGUUUGGUUGUCUGCGCAGUAGUCAUAGCCGGCUCAGAGAGCAUUUUGAACCCCAACAACAGCGAACAAACGAGAAAGAAGAUCUUUCAUCAUCUGCCAAAGUUCGUCGAAGACAAGAAUUUGGAGGUGAGAAAAUUCGGCGAACGGCUCUUCAAAGUGUUGUCCAAGGAAUUCAGAUUUGACCUAUAUUUGAAGAAAUACCUGGAUAAAGAAGAAAUUCUAAACAUGAGGAAAAACAUAAGGAAUAUAGCAUUCAAGAGUUAGCCUUUUUCGAUUGUUAUUUUUUCAAACUUGCGACAGCUUGAAAUGAAUUACUGAAGAUACGAAGUUAAGAAACAGAAACAGGUGAAAAGGACACAUACAAUAAAAAAGGGAUAUAUUUCCACACAUAAGGAACAACAUCAUCAAUAUACUUGUACAAUAAUAAAUGCCUCUGUUUUUCA
Molecule: messenger RNA, 2002 nt
Organism: Coccinella septempunctata (seven-spotted ladybird)
Lineage: Eukaryota; Metazoa; Arthropoda; Insecta; Coleoptera; Coccinellidae
Exons: 5
Coding region: 60-1823 (587 amino acids)
Biological process (GO): mitotic spindle assembly
Cellular component (GO): cytoplasmic microtubule; spindle microtubule; microtubule organizing center
Molecular function (GO): microtubule binding
Source: RefSeq, a predicted model, not a curated record